Molecule: messenger RNA, 1665 nt
Organism: Phialemonium atrogriseum
Lineage: Eukaryota; Fungi; Ascomycota; Sordariomycetes; Cephalothecales; Cephalothecaceae
Product: feruloyl esterase
Exons: 1
Coding region: 82-1665 (527 amino acids)
Source: RefSeq, a predicted model, not a curated record
AUAUCACCAUGAUGAUCUUCCCCCUUUCUUAAGCAGCAAUUAGAAUCUACAGAAGAUUCGAACUGUACACACGAGCCCACUAUGUCACUGUUACUAUCGUUCCUCGCAGUAGGGCUUGCUUUCCAUCCUGCUCGUGCUUCGGCCCUUCCAGGAACGUCGGUAUUCUGCUCCAACAUCCCAGCCCCCCAUGUUCCAGGGGCGAGGGUUAUUUCUGUCACUAGCAGCGUGAAGCGCGACUACUCAGUGUCGAAGGCACCUCCGACUCUAAACCAAGACGUCACCAACCUCAACGUCUGCGAAGUCAACGUCAUCCUCACCCACCCCGGUGCGAACGACACCGUUCACGUACAGACGUGGCUGCCUCUCCACGGCUGGAAUAACCGAUUCGUCGCCAUCGGAGGCGGCGCCUGGGUCGCUGGCCUGGGGGAACUCGACCUCGCCCUUCCGGCGUCCCGGGGCUACGCAGUCUCCUCGACCGAUGCCGGUCUUUCCGGCGACCCGAGCACCCCGGCUGCCUGGGCGCUGAAGCCCGACGGCAUGGUGAACCUCGACCUCCUGACCAACUUCGCAUCGCGGUCGAUCCAUGACAUGGCCGUCGUCGGCAAGGCAGUGACGGCUUCCGUCUACGCAAAGCACGCUCGCCAUUCGUUCUGGAACGGAUGCUCCACGGGAGGGCGGCAAGGCCUCGUCGCCGCGCAGAAGUACCCCGACGAUUUUGACGGCAUCUUGGCUGGCUCGCCGGCUAUAUACUGGACGGAAUAUGUUAUUGCAGAACUGUGGCCGCAGGUUGUGAUGAAGGAGGCGGGCUACUAUCCUUCGACAUGUGAGCUGGACGCUGUCGUCCAGGCGGCUAUUUUGGCGUGCGAUGGGAAGGACAAGGUCAAGGACGGAGUCAUCAAUGACGUGUCAAAGUGCAACUUUGAUCCCUUUACCGUCGUCGGUUCCAAGGUCCAGUGUAAUGGCAAGGAGGUUGUCAUCAGCCGCCAGGUGGCUUCCAUCGUUCGCAAGAUCUGGGACGGACCCACAACCCCAUCCGGUAAAAAGCUUUGGUAUGGCAUGCCUGUCGAUUCCUCUCUUGCUUUUCUCUCAAAUUCCACCGUCGACGACAAGGGAGCAAGCGUCGGCUUCCCUUUCUCCGUCGCAGAUACGUGGAUCCGCUACUUCGUCAAGGCGAACCCGGCAUUCGACACCACCAAGAUCGACACGGCGGGCCUGACCGAGCUCUUCCGCGAGUCCAAGCAGAAGUUCGACUCGGUCAUCGGCUCGGCCGACCCGAACCUCUCGGGCCUCAAGAAGUCCGGGGGCAGGCUCCUCGUCUGGCACGGCCUGGCCGACCAACUGAUCUACCCCCAGGACAGCGUCCACUAUCUCGAGGAGGUGGAGAGCGCCAUGGGAGGCAGGGCCGUCGACGACUUCUUCCGCCUGUUCCUCGCGCCGGGGGUCGACCACUGCGGCUACGGCACGACGCCGGGCGCGGUGCCGACGGAUCCGUUCGGGGCGCUGGUGGCUUGGGUAGAGAACGGGACUGCGCCGGAGGAGCUGGAGGCCGAGACCCUGCCUGGCUGGCCGGCACACUUCACGCGGAAGGUCUGCCGAUAUCCAAUGGUGGCCAAGUAUCGUGGUUGUGGAGACUCGACCGUUGCCAAAAGCUAUAAAUGUGUUUGA